Linum trigynum is the source of this 5385-nucleotide messenger RNA. The record is from the annotation of a GenBank genome assembly. Lineage: Eukaryota; Viridiplantae; Streptophyta; Magnoliopsida; Malpighiales; Linaceae.
GUAAUAAAUUUAGAAAAUAGAAUAAUUGGUAACAUUUUAACUACCUUCCUAAAUUUUCAUAAUUCCAGUCAACUCGCUCUAAGUAGAUUUCUUGCUCCGUCGUUGUUUUACGCUCGUGGUGGGACUCGUGUGUGCCAGCCAAUAGUACAUAGUUUCAUGGUCACAUCCUAGUAACUCUUAUAUGACACGAUUAGAAUUUCUAAUCUCCCCUUUAUUCCUACUAUGAGGUGGUGGAUAUAGGGGCGGCUGAGAACAAUAAUAGCCGCUAAAUUAUAAUAAUAAAGAAAAUUAGUGUGUGUGAUCAGUAACAUAACAAUCUGUCGAAGGCAUAUCAAGAGUGAAAAUAAGGGAACUUCAAAUGUGUAGACUAAGCAACGGUUUUGAGAAACACCGCCUCUAGCUGCGGAGGAUGAUAUAUGUAUAUAUAAAUCUCCGGCGUCGGUUGGACGGUGGCCGUAACAUUUUCCGGCAGUAACUAACAAGUCUCACAGUCUGUCAAUCACGCUGGAACUUUGACUUGCUAAUUGCUAUGUUGGGAAGACUGUAGGCAGGUCGCGUCGUCCAUGCCUCCGUAUAUGGGCCGUAAGUCUGUACAUCGCAUCAACAAGCGGACCCGAUUGGGCUUACUCUUAACCCUAUUGGGCUUUUUGGAUCACAGCAAACCUUACCGUCGUUAUUUAUCUACCAUGUAAUCAAGACACAAAUUUAAAUUCAUUUAAGUAUAUGGUGACGACAGAAACAGAGUAUGAUGAGCCAUUAAAUUCAUCUAAGCUUCUUUCUUGGUUUUAAUUGAAGUAAAUAUAUUUAAACCAGAUUUUACAUUGAAAUUCGACCAAAGAAAAAUAAAAGAUUUCACAUUGAAAUGGGAUCUCAUGAGUCAUGACAAUAAUUUCAACAGGACAAAUGGUGUGACGUGAUGUAUCUUUGAAUUUCAUCAUUCAUAUCUCUUGCAUUAGUUUGAUAGUUUCUCUUUGUGAUCUUUGAGCAAGAUCGUUUGGGUCAUGCUCAAUGAGGUUAUAAUAAUGGUAGUAAGUAUAGUAGCAAGUAUUACUUAGCUAUUGCACAAUAAACUGAAGCUACCACCAACAACCCACAAAAAGUCUUUUCAGCAACGAUUAUGAAAACCGUAUCGAAAGUUAAACUUGAAAAGUUAAUGAUAGGGUACUUUAUGUUGAAAUAAUGAUUUAACCACAAUUCACCAUUUUCAUGCCGCUAAAUACAGUUCACAAAUUUAUCUUUCGAUAAGAGGUCUUUCUUCCGAUUAAUGCAAUCCUUACAAAUAUGAACGCUUCUAUACUUACUCGUUAAAAAGAAGUCUUGCGUCAACUUUCGAAAAUUUCCACAAAAUUCUACUGUUCACCCAAUUGAAAGGCUAGAUAGUCCAUAUUUUGGGACCAGAAAAUCUCGGAGCAAUCUUUGAGCAAUAUUUAUAGAACUUGUCCCUUAAUGUGAUCUUCCUAGCUUGGUUGAGAUUUGAGAAUCAAUUACGUAUCAGUUUUACUGUUUAUAUCACAUUCAUGUAAUAUUCUAUACCUCUUCGUCGUUGUCAACCGUACUCUAAGCUACACUCCCAUUUUUAUUCCAUUUACCAUUUCCAAACGGCUCUGAUAGAGAAAGGUUGCUUGAUCUUCAUUAAUUUGUUACCUCACCAUAUCUUUUUGUGAUGAAAACUGUUACCUAAUUAUAUAUUGACGUAUAGACAACAUUCAUUUCCACUUACCAAUAAUAUUCUCAGAAAUUAUCAAUUUUACAGCGUAAAAUAUACUGCCAUGGUAUUUUUAUAGUAUCUGCAUAUCAUACCGACGUAGAUGACGGUAUAUGAAUUUUACAAUCCAACCAAACCAUAUGAUACGAUUUAGCAAUCCUUGAUUCGAAGUCUUGAUUUAUAUUUUAAUAAUAAAACUAGCCAUUAAUCGGUAAUUCCAAGAAAACAUACAUGCAUCAGUGCAAGAGGUCAAUCGAUAACCCAAAUUUAAUUAACAUUAUAAACGAUGACUUUCAAUUUCCUUCUCUAUUUUUAUAGUUUCCCCCCAAUUAUUAUAAAAUUAAGAACCAAAAACUGUUGGCCGGCUAGGUUAGUGGUUACCUUAGUUGCACUCCUUCUCGUUUUCCAUGCAGUCCUCUUCCCCCUAUAAAUACAAGUCUCUCCUCCCCACUUCUUCUCCUCACCAUUUCCACUCUCAAUCAAUCUCCUUCUUCUUCCAAUUUCCUUACUCGAUCUCCACAAGACCUAACCAUGGCCGCCAAAACGACACUCCUCCUCGCCGUUUCAAUCCUCGCAACAAUGCUCACCCUCUCCACUUCUCAAGUAGUACCACCCCUCACCGCCACGUGUCCCCUCCCGCUCGAGCUCUCGCCGGUCCUCCUCACCGACCAGCUCACCAAACUGGCCGCCUCCGCCGACUACGGAAACAUGGUCCACGUGGAGCCGGCCGCCGUCGCACACCCGAGAUCCGUCGAGGACAUCUCCCUGCUGAUAACGACGUCGUACAACUGCUCCCUCCCCUACGGCGUAGCCGCCAGAGGGAACGGCCACUGUACCAAAGGGCAAGGGAUGGUCAGCGACGGCGUCGUUCUCAACAUGCAGAGCUUGAGUACUGGUGGAAACGCGGGAACGAAAAUUGUGGUAUCCUCGGACCGUACGUUUGCUGACGUCAGCGGCGGGGCGCUGUGGAUCGAGGUGCUGACCGAGGCACUGAAGCUGGGAGUUGCACCGGUGACGUGGACCGACUUCCUGUACCUGACCGUCGGUGGCACGCUCUCCAACGCUGGGCUCGGCGGACAGACUUUCCGGUUCGGGCCACAGAUCGCCAAUGUUCACGAGAUGGACGUCGUUACAGGGAAAGGAGAGGUGGUGACCUGCUCGGCAAACAAGAGCUCUGAGCUGUUCUAUGGAGUUUUGGGCGGUUUAGGGCAGUUUGGAGUGAUUACCAGAGCAAGGAUUGCCUUGGCUCCAGCUCCCCAAAGGGUAAAAUGGGCACGACUUUUGUACAGUGAUUUCGCGACUUUCAGCAGCGACCAGGAGAAGAUCAUCGCCAACAACGCGCACCCCGAUUCGGUCGAUUACAUCGAAGGCCAGGUUUUACUCGACAACGGCACUCCAAACCUGUGGGAGACCAGCUUCUUCCCGACAGCCGCCAUCCCCACCAUAACCUCCCUCGUCAACCAAAAGGGCAUCGUUUACGCCUUGGAGGUCGUCAUGUACUACAACCCCGCCAACGAGGCGAUCAAGGACCAGCAAAUGAAGCAGCUGAUGAGGCAGCUAAAGAACGACCGCGGGCUAGCUGCCAUGAAAGACGUGACCUACUAUGAGUUUUUAACCAGAGUCCCCGUGCCCGACCCGUCGAUCCCGCUGUCGCACCCGUGGUUGAACCUUUUCGUGCCGAAAUCCGGCGUGUCCCGGUUCAACGACGGCGUCGUUAGGGACAUCGUCAUGCGAGCCAACAUCACCGUCGGUCCCGUCCUGUUCUACCCGGUCAACCGCAACAAGUGGGAUGACAAGAUGUCGGUUGUUAUACCGGACGAGGAGAUUUUCUAUGCGUUCUCGUUGCUGAGUCAGAGCAACGUGGGUGACUGGCAGAAGUAUCAGGACCAAAACGCUGCCGUGUUGGCGUAUACUGAGAAGGCUGGGAUUAAGGUCAAGCAGUACCUGGCGGGUCAUUCCACGCAGCAAGACUGGAUCAAGCAUUUUGGGCCGAAGUGGGCUGGUUUUCAGCAGAAGAAAGCCCAGUUUGAUCCCAAAUUCAUCUUGUCCCCUGGCCAGAAGAUCUUCAAUUAGAGAGAGAGAGAGAGAAAUAAAUUAAGAUUUGAUUAGGGUGGUAUACUAUACUCUCAUUGUGGAGACACAUUAGCAGAGUAAGCAGGCUAUUUGCGUAUAAGGAUUACAGUCUAUAGUGCUACUAGAGAUAUACAUCAGUGCAAUUCCACAUCCAAAACACAAAAUUAGAGCAUGUAACAACCCGUAUUAGUUGGCAUAUAAUAUGUUUAAUUUUCAAUACUUGAGAAAGUGAGGUGAUUAACAACUUUCGAGUUUUGACGAACAAGGAUUUGGUCUAGUGAUAAUACCACUAGUCUUGAAUUUGGAGAUCUCUGAUUCGAAUCCAUUAAGUAGUACCUAAUCACAAAAACUAAACCUAUAAUCUUAUCUAAAAAAUAAAUUUUGAGUUCGCGUUGCUUUGAGAAUCGUAUUAUUUAAAUGAGAAAGACACACUGAUAUAACUAUCAUUGGUCAAGUGAACAGAUAUUUUAAAAUCUUACUUGAACUCGAAUUAGUUAGAGUAUCUUAAUUAUACUAUUCAUCCAAACACUUACAAAUUAUUGUUGUGUUUCUUGCAGAAGAGUAAACAAAUUAGUUCUCUUUUGACCAUUAGUUUUCAACUAAAGGAGAUGGAACAAUAAUAAUGAUGUCGUUUGACCUUUUGGGUUGGCCAAAUUCUAAUAGAAAACGGCACUUCUAACAUAUGAGAGAUUUGACUUAUUUGCAACACUAAGAUCAACAAAUUCCCUAGUCAAACAAAACUCAUGGAAGUGGAUGUAGACUAUGAUAAGAACAACAGCCAAAGGUGGGUUAACCAAUGCCAGCCACGAUUAGGUAAUAUUAAUCUCCUAAUUAAUUAAUAUUGACUAAUUGUGAUUUGUGUGUCUGUAUCACACGUUGGUUGAAUGAACGUGAUAAUGAUGCAACUUUUGGUUUCUAAUCAAACAACUUCAAUAGGGCUGGCUAUUUGGUCCCAGACUGUUUGGUUUUACCCGAAACCGGACCGUAUAAUCCGGGACUGGGACCAGAUAGCAAACAAUGGAAUAUCAUAUUCGGACUUAGAUUUGAGGUAAAAAACUGGAUAAAGACCGGAUAAGAGACCCCCAACACCUAAAAUCAAGAUAAAAUUGGGACCGGACCGGAUCAAGACCGGACUGUAUCCAAUCCAAUCUUUGAUCCUUAUAUUCCCGAAAGACCGGACUGGGACCGGAUCAAUUUGGUCCAACUUAACCGGACCGGACCGUAUAGCCACCCCUAAACUUCAACAUCAUUGAGUCCAACAGUCUGUCUUUAAGAUAGCAAAGAAUGGCAAGAGCCCAACUACGUAUUCAACCAAAAAAAUUCUUGAAAGACGUAUUAUUACUUGGAACAAAAAAAAAUCUAUAUUUUGGUUUAAGAUCAAAUGGAACAAAAAAAAAACUAUUUGGAAUUCAAUUUAAAAAAAAAACAAUGUCGGAUAUAUGAUGUAAUCUUAAAUGGUUCAGAUUAGAUUCUCGAUUGAAUUGGAUUAGUAUUUCAUUCAUUGCAAUUUUCGAAUUCUUAAUCACUUUUAUGGAUGAUGAGAUUCAUUAAUCAAGAAUUUGCACACAAAACAGCCACUAAUACGCCAAUCAAAUUGAAAACCAAGA